This is a messenger RNA of Brassica napus (rape), 1131 nucleotides long. RefSeq lists its product as uncharacterized. The transcript has 2 exons. Bases 1 to 1131 code for a protein of 376 amino acids. Lineage: Eukaryota; Viridiplantae; Streptophyta; Magnoliopsida; Brassicales; Brassicaceae. The record is from RefSeq and is a predicted model, not a curated record.
AUGGAGGAGCGGGACAAGUGCAGAUCUCCUGCACAUGCAUUCACCCGUGAGAAUUUGCGUCAGAAUUCUUCACCAGCUGCUGAUCAUUUUCAGAUUCCUACUUCUAGAGUUCAACAACGAAGUGGACUAAGGCGUGGAAGUAGUUCACAAAGAGGUGCAGGAACCUCCUGGAUCGCUGCCAGGAGUGGAUCCCAAGGAAGUCGUAGAAAACAAUCAUUCGAGACAACUUUGACAGAUACGAUGACGGAUUUUAGAGAGUUUCAGCGCCAAAGUCUGCAACAACUACGUCCAAAUUCUUUUGACGAAGAUGAUUACAAUGAAUUCGAUACUGCGGUGAAGAUAUUCGAAUCAAUGGAUCUUCCAAAUGACACCAAUUUCUAUUGGGCGUGCAUUCAUGCAUUUAAAGAAGAAAGAUUUUGGCGUAAGUACUUUAUUGACAGAGCCGAAAGAACCAUAGAAGAUAAGUUGAAGUUUUUACAAGCUCUUAGUGGAUAUACACCGGACGGCGAAUUCGUGGGAAAGCGGUUAGAAUCUGGACAAAAGUUUGGUAGUCCAACUUGUGGGCAAUGGAAUUCUGGUUUUCAACAAUGGGGAACACCUCCAAGUGCCCCGCAAUGGGGAACACUGCCAAAUGCGCCGCAAUGGAGUUCACCUUCAAAUGCUCCGCAGUGGGGUACACCGCCAAAUGCUCCACAAUGGGGUACACCGCCAAAUGCUCCGCAGUGGGGUACACAACCUUUUCCACAAUGGGGUGCGCCUCAAAAUUCUCAACAAUGGGGUUCAUCAACAAGUACUCAACAAUGGGGUCCUACAUCUGCUGUUCCUCAAUGGGGAUCAUCACCGACCACUCAUCAAUGGGGAUCAUCACAAGAUGCUCCACAAUAUAUUCCUCCGAGAAAUGUUCAACAUGGAUUUUCCCUAGAAACAGAAGUACAAACUACAACACGUGAAAAGAAAGUUCCUGUUUCCGAGAAUGUUAUCAGAGGAGUUUCACCGGAAUUCACGAACUAUGCUUCUACAAGUAAAGCAUCACGUCCACGAAGACGAGGAGGAUUAUUCAAUAUCUGGGGAACUGAACGAGGACUAAAUCUAAAUGAAACACAAGAAAGUGAUUCCACAUCGGAUAACUAG